Messenger RNA from Penicillium argentinense, 1245 nucleotides. RefSeq names its product CUE domain-containing protein. Gene Ontology annotation, molecular function: ubiquitin conjugating enzyme binding; ubiquitin binding. NCBI's taxonomy places the organism in Eukaryota, Fungi, Ascomycota, Eurotiomycetes, Eurotiales, Aspergillaceae. Gene Ontology annotation, cellular component: cytoplasm. Bases 1 to 1245 code for a protein of 414 amino acids. The record is from RefSeq and is a predicted model, not a curated record. The transcript has 5 exons. Gene Ontology annotation, biological process: ubiquitin-dependent protein catabolic process.
AUGUCGGAGGAAGAGAAGACUUCGACCCCCAGUAAGCCCUCGGUUGCGGCCAACGACCCUCGCGCCGAAUCGCCGACCACGGCGCGACCCCUGGACUUUGAUGAUGAACCCCAAGACACAGGUGUCGCAUCAGCGACCUUCGGCGCGAACCAGCAGACCGCGCAGACCGCCACCGAGACUCCCCCGGCUGCCCCGCCGAAGCCCCCUCGUCCGCUGAGCGCGAGAGAGCAGUCCGAGAAUACGCUGAAGGAGGCAUUCCCUAGUGUCGAUGCUGCAGUCAUCAAGGCUAUUCUAAAUGCAAGCAAUUGGAAUGUCGAGCGGGCUUUCAAUGCUCUUCUCGGCAUGACCGAUCCCACUGCCCAGGAGGACAUGGUUCCUCCGCCGAAGCCCCCGCGCCCAUCCCAGCAACCUACCUCUACCGCGCAGCGACAAUUGGAGGCGGACGAAAUGUACGCGCGCCAACUGGCCGAACACUACAACGCUGCGGGACGGCGGGCACCGGCCCCCGGAUGGGAGAAUGACCCUCGCUACCGCCGGCCGCGAGGCAGCGAGGAGUCGGAUGAGAGGGAGUAUAACUUUUUUGAAGAUGAUCUACCCGUGAUCCGCGAGAAUCUCCGCAAAGGAUUCCUGGAGACACAAACAAAGGUCAACUCCUGGGUCGCGAACUUGAAGAAGAGAAUCGAUGGUGAGGAGGUGGAUGAUGAGCCGCAAUCUAGCCAGGAAUAUGAGGCGCAGCACUCUGCGUACGGUCGUCCGCGGCGCAGCGGCGACAUGGGCCGUCGCAGUGGAGAUCGCGAGCGCUACGACGCAGACCCUCAGGUUCUGGGCGAUGACUUCUCCGCGCUUGAGCUGAGAGAUGGAGAAGCUCCCCCUCCCCGACCUCCCCGACCCAACAUCAAGACUGGAUCUUCGCCCUCCCCCGAUAGACGGAAGGUCUCCUUCCAGGAAGGUCCCCCGACCGAGAUCGACAACCUUUACGAUGCGUCCACCUCCUCCAAGCAUCCCCCCUCGACAGGCGGCAAGCCCAGCAAGUGGCAGCCCCUGGCCAACGUUGAGCCCUCCCCCGUGGCGGAGAAUGACCCAUUCAGUCUUGGUGACAGUGACGACGAGAAGGAGAAGGAGGCAAAAUCCAAGGAGCAGACAAGCGUUCCGGGGAGUGACCAGAUCAAGAAGGCCACCGAGGAAGCGAUGUCUGGCGAGAUGGGAUCCAAGGAUGAUAAGAAGACCGAAGAUGCUUCGAAAUAG